UGUCCCAUUCAGUGUUGAAAUUGGUCUGCAGAUUGAAAAUGUAUUUCUUUAUUUUGAGGGGUGCUUAUAUGUUGUUGGAGUGAGUUCAUUAGAAUAUCAGAUUAUUAUGAGUAUUUAGGGAUGUUAGUGUUUGUAUGAAUUGGGCACUUGACUUCUUUUGCUGAUUAACCUGGCUAUGAUGUAUGGUUUUGUGCAGGAGAACUUCUUGAACUAUUGAUCUGAAUGCCCCCACAGGAAGAAGAACUGAAGUAUGCAAAGGCAAGGUAAAGAGUCACUGCCAGUAAAGAAGUCAAACCCAUCUUAAGCCACAUACAGUGAGAAAACUAAACCAAAUCCAAGCAAUGCUCAUCAAAAAUCCAAAACCAUGGUUUUGAACCCUGGCUGGGAUUUCUUAUAAAAUCUUCAGCACCAGAAAGUGCUUUUUUUUUUUCUAUAACCAAAUGCUCCACCAGUGUACUUCCCAUAACCACUAUACAUUCACUUAUGCCCUCAAGGCAUGCUACUUGCUCCACUCACCCCAUAAAGGCCAAGAAAUCCAAGCCCACGUCACCAAAUCCGGUCAUAUAUCUGAUACCUUCAUCCAAAACUCCCUGCUCCAUUUCUACAUUAUCCGAUCUGAUAUUGUUUCUGCUACCCGGGUUUUUGAUUCAAUACCUGUACCGGAUGUUGUUUCCUGGACUUCAAUGAUUUCAGGUCUUUCCAAGUGUGGGCUUUUGGAGGAAGCAGUGAUGAAGUUUAUGUCCAUGGACGUAAAGCCUAAUCCUACUACUCUUGUGACUGUUUUGUCUUCUUGUUCUACUUUAAGAGCUGUCAAGUUUGGUAAUGCUGUUCAUGGCCAUUGUUUGCGGAACUUUCAUGAAAGUAAUUUGAUUUUGGACAACGCCAUUUUGGAACUCCAUCUGAGAUGUGGAUCUCUGGCGAGUGCAAGGUAUCUGUUUGUCAACAUGCCCAAGAGAGAUGUAGUUUCUUGGACUAGCAUGGUGGGUGGUUAUGCCCAAAGAGGUUUUUGUGAAGAGGCAGUGAAACUUUUCUAACAACUGGUGCAGGGCGGGGAAGCUGACCCUAAUGAGGCCACCAUUGUCAAUGUAUUGUCAGCAUGUUCUUCGAUUUGUGCAUUGGGUCCAGGCCAGCAGGUGCAUUCCUAUAUCAGUACUCAACGAGAUCUCAUGGUAAAGUCAAUGGGGGAAAUGCCUUAAUCAACAUGCAUGUCAAGUGUAGACAUUUGGGUAUGGCUAUUUCAGUUUUUAAGGCCCUUGAGUACAAAUAUAUCAUUUUAUGGACUGCUCUAAUAAGUGGCAUGGCCAUGAAUGGCCAUGGCAUCCAUGUAUUACAGCUCUUUUCCAGUAUGCUAGUCAAUGAGAUUUCUCCUGAUGGUGUAACCUUCCUUGGGUUGUUAACAGCAUGCAGUCAUGCUGGCUUGGUAAAUCAAGGGCUUAUGUUCUUCAAUGCUAUGAAUAAAAUUUACCAGAUUGUUCCUGAAACACAGCAUUAUGCGUGUCUGGUCGAUAUGUAUGGUCGAGCUGGGCUCUUAGAGGAAGUAGAGGCUUUUAUUAAAGAAAUGCCAACGGA
Argentina anserina (silverweed cinquefoil) is the source of this 1569-nucleotide messenger RNA. RefSeq names its product pentatricopeptide repeat-containing protein At4g38010-like. Gene Ontology annotation, molecular function: protein binding. The record is from RefSeq and is a predicted model, not a curated record. The transcript has a single exon. Lineage: Eukaryota; Viridiplantae; Streptophyta; Magnoliopsida; Rosales; Rosaceae. The coding region runs from base 441 to 1034 and encodes 197 amino acids.